Messenger RNA from Ilex paraguariensis (yerba mate), 165 nucleotides. The record is from the annotation of a GenBank genome assembly. NCBI's taxonomy places the organism in Eukaryota, Viridiplantae, Streptophyta, Magnoliopsida, Aquifoliales, Aquifoliaceae.
GUAUGGACAGAAACAGGGUUCUUUGGAAUACGGGGAGAGAGAGAUGUGAAAGCGAAUCUUGGAAGUACAGAUCUAGCUGCAAAAAAGAACAAAAGCUGGGGCAACCGUGCAAGGACCAGUAACCAAAAAUCAUCUCCUAAUAGUGUGAGCCAAGGAUUGGAUUAG